Metschnikowia bicuspidata var. bicuspidata NRRL YB-4993 is the source of this 1665-nucleotide messenger RNA. It is a transcript of the gene QDR3, whose product is annotated as Qdr3p. The transcript has 2 exons. Gene Ontology annotation, molecular function: polyamine transmembrane transporter activity. The coding region runs from base 1 to 1665 and encodes 554 amino acids. Gene Ontology annotation, biological process: intracellular polyamine homeostasis; transmembrane transport. Lineage: Eukaryota; Fungi; Ascomycota; Pichiomycetes; Serinales; Metschnikowiaceae. The record is from RefSeq and is a predicted model, not a curated record.
AUGAAAAUCGAGAAGAGAACAAAUCCAAAUCUUCAAACGAAGAAUCGCGUGCCCAGCAAUAAAAGAAGGGGAUUGCUUUCCUCCAUAACAAUCAUGCCGGAGUACCAUGAUCCUAGAAACUAUCGCCCCAUGCACAAAUUCAUCAUUGUGUGUGUCGUAGCGUUUGCAGGUGUUUCCGGGCCUAUGGGCACUUCCAUCUUGCUUCCUGCUGUGGACGAUUUGUCCACCAACCUUGAUACCACCCUCACCAUGGUAAAUGUUUCCAUUGGAGUAUACAUGCUUUCGGUGGGAAUUUUCCCAAUGUGGUGGUCGAAUUUCUCUGAGAACCACGGCCGCCGAACCGUCUAUGUCAUAUCAUUCUCGUGGUUCCUUGCCUUUUCCAUAGCAUGUGCCGUUGCCCCAUCCAUCGGGGCAUUAAUUGUUCUACGGUUUAUGGCGGGAAUUGGAGCCUCUUCCGUUCAAGCAUGCGGCGCAGGAACAGUCUCUGACUUAUACAUCCAAGAGGAGCGAGGAACAGCCUUGGGGCUUUUUUACUUGGGCCCACUUCUUGGACCUUUUCUCUCCCCCAUCAUCGGAGGUGCCGUGGCAGAGGCUUGGGGCUGGCGUGCCACCAUGUGGGUCAUGGUCGUAGUCUGUGGACUAAAUUUGAUUCUGAUUAUCUUCCUCCUCCCCGAAACACUACCCAAGAACAAUUUCGAAACAGCUAAAAUGAUAGUCCGUGAAACAUUGGAUAAGGAUGAAAACUUAUCUGAGCACAGCUUGGAACGCAUCGCCACAAACCUUUCUCAGACUAUGUCUCUACAGCGUCAAAUUCGGGACGAGGAGACUCCCGUCGACUUUUUCACGCCGUCAUUGCUGCGGAUUUCCACGAGCCAGUCCGCAUACAGCAAAAGAAUAAGAGACCAAGAGUUGGCAGAGCUUGAAUCCAGAGACCCAGCAGAAAAGAAAUCCUGGAAAUCUCACAUUUACGAUUAUGCGAUUAGGCCGAUGCAUGCGGUUAUUCUCUUAUCGUAUCCUCCUGUCUUGCUCAUCAUCACAUACUCAAGCAUAACAUUCAUGGGCGUUUAUUUUUUCAACAUCACGAUCUCAAACUCAUACGCCAAAGCCCCCUACAGUUUUUCCCCGGUCAUUAUUGGUCUCAUGUAUAUCCCCAACUCCGUGACAUACUUCAUAGCUUCGAUUUAUGGAGGCCGCUGGAAUGACUGGCUCAUCAAGCGCAGCGCUAGGCUUAAUAAUGGGGAGCUUCGUCCUGAAUCAAGGCUUUCAUGGAACAUCGUGAUGGCCGCUCUCGUCUUUCCACCAGCAUGUAUGAUUUUUGGCUGGUGCCUAGACAAAAAACAGCACUGGGUAACUCCACUAGUUGGAAGCACCUUGUUCGGCCUAGGAUCCAUGAUUGUUAUUGGCUGCACAUUGACUUAUUUAACCGAUCUUCUACCGGGAAAAGGGGCCACAGGCGUGGCCUUGAACAACCUCGUUCGUCAGAUUUUGGCUGCGGUUGCGACUUUCAUAACUGAACCUUUGAUCAAUGCUUUAGGCACAGGUGUACUAUUUUGUAUAUACGCUGGUGUCGUUUCUGCAUCUGUGUUAUCUGUUUGGUAUUUGAAAAGAAAAGGCGCCAUUUUGCGAGAAAAGUAUGACAUCACGUCUUACUAUGCAAAGCUCUAG